UUUACGUCAAGUCGUCAAUAGGUACUGCAAGAACAGCUGUUUACAUUUUCCUAGAAAAUAAUAAAUUACAAAACAAAAGAAAUGAAUGAAGAAAUAGAUGAAUAUGAUAUCUAUCAUCAAGAUUUUACUACAGUUUCCGAGUGGGAAGUGUUUAUUGCCCGAAUAGAGGAAAUACUAAACGAAUGGAAAGUAUCUAAAGCCAAAAUUGCAAGACCUUCAGCAGAACAGACAAAGAAGUGGGUGUGUAAAGCCGAAGAGUUCAGUUUUCAAGGCCUCAACUUUGUGCUCUCUUAUCAUAGUUUAGAUCCUAUCAAUAAAAAUAAUGGAGAUAAGUCAGAUGAUAAGGUAUUAAGAGAGGAUAUACAAAGUGGGCUAUGGGCAUCCACAUCUCAAUUCAUGGAUGACAGUGAUGGUAGCCCAUUCCCUGUGUCUAACUGGUUCGGAUUAAAAAGAUACAUCAUGCUGUGUCCAAGUUCUCCUAUGGUGGAUGGUAGUCUUAUUAAAGUAGUUAUGAGCUCUGUAAAUGUUGCAUUUGCCAAUGUUGAUUGUGGAGCGCCAUUUUUUGUAAAAAUUAGAGAGCACUGGCAGCAGAGCUAUUUAGGUUUCUAUGAAGAUAAUGAAUACAAAACUAGUUUUGAUGUAAUCCAUUUGAAACGGAUAUCAAAUCAAUGUUCUCAUCUUAGUGGUCUUAUAAGUUUAUUUAAAUCAAAGAUUGCUUCUCCCGUGGCAUUGGAUACUGUAUUAGUGUCUGCUAAAUAUUCAUAUGAAUUAAAAGACUGUGAUGCAUUUGCUUGGAAAAGGACCAAUCAUGUUAAUGAGUUCUUGUCAAUUGAUGGGUUUGAUGUUAAAAAGUUGACAGAGUUACCAUUUGGUUCUGAUAAGAAUCCCAUACAUAGUGUCUUAUUGAAUGCCAUAUGGCCAAGGUUUCGUGAAUCUACCAUAGUUGAUUCAUCAACAUAUUCCGAUAUUGAUCCAAUAAUGGCUCCAACUUGGACUAUUACACUAAAAAUGAGGGAUAAAAUUAUUUGUCAAUUAUCUGAGACUGUGAACAAAAUGAUGGAUUUGCUUGAUAACAAUAAUCUAUUAAUGGACACUUUGGGACUGAGUAGAAGUUUGGGCUUAGUGAAUCCGCUACAUAAAAUCACAGAAGCUCCCAUAACAAUAUCAAAGCUUGUGAAGGCAGCCAUGGGGCAGGGGUCCAACGUGUCAGAGUUUAAAGGUCCGAUAUCUGAUGACCUGUUGAUGCCACUUUUGUAUUAUGUAUUUCCGGAUGCAGUUGAUGAUAAUAGUUUCAAUUAUCCUAAAAACUUUGAGGUUGAAUUCAAGCAGGCGGAUGGAGAACCAAAACUUUGUGGCUAUGUCAAAACAAGUCCAGAAGGCGGUUUGGUGUGGAGGCUGUCAGUAACUGCUGCUAUGCUGCAUGAUGCUGGGGGGUUGCCAUACUUGGCACACCUCUGGUAUGAGUUCACUCAGGAGCUGCAGUAUAGAUGGGAGCAUCGGAUUAUUGUGCCAGGAAUCGCAGAAGGGACGCCCAAUGCACGAACAUGUCUGCUGCACCAAAAACUACAGUUAUUGAACUGCUGCAUCAAGCGAGCGCAAGAAGGCACCGGCAGCGAGACUGUCAACUCGAAGGGCAACUCGUCCGAAGAUGAAUUCUACGACUGCUCCGAUGGCGAUGAUGCGGAAGACCAGCCUCUGUGGGACCGGCCUGUGGGGAGACUACAUAGACUUGGUGAAGCGACCCUCAAAAAUGGAGCACCCCUCUAUGUGCCUCGUACUCAGGAUCCUGCACCUAAGACUGAAGACCAAUUGGAAGAAGACGCCGAGCUAAUGGUUCGACUCGGAGACGAUGCUAGAGCUUCAGAGCUGCGAGCGAGAAUGAUGAGCGCCUCUUUACUAUCUGACAUGGAGGCGUUCAAGGCUGCCAACCCUGGGGCGGAGCUCUGUGACUUUGUGCAGUGGUACUCCCCAAGAGACUGGAAGCCAGACGACGGAGGUACCUUAGGAGAUCGAAUGUUGUUACCAGGGAAUCCGUGGGCCGAAACCUGGAGCGUGGCCCGUCCAGUGCCUGCAGCGAGACAACGCAGACUCUUCGAUGAGACCCGGGAAGCAGAACAGGUCCUUCAUUUUCUGCGUUCGCGGACUGUAAGUGGAGUGUCUGAACUUUUAUUGCCCGCCAUUUUAAGAGCCGGGGCCGUCAAAGCAGUAGAGGAAGGGGUUCCCGGCGGAAGUGCGUGUGUCGGUGGAGUUGAUAAAAGACGUACCUUUGAGAUAGCUGCGCGAGAGAUUUACGAAGCUGAGAAAGAGGCUUGCAGAUCGCUUUGUGUCCGUGCUGUGUUCGGGAGCAGUGUGGAAGGGAAGCCUCUGGACGUAGCAGGGAGAGCGAGGAUGUUGACCGCGGCCGGUGGAGCGCUGCCAGCGCCUGCGCGCCGCGAAUUCACUCUGAGGGUGAAGGAUUCCGUCGCUCCGCAAGUGAUGCGAGCGGCCCUCGGCGCCGACAUGACCCUCGUGGGAGCCUUCACCGAGACCAUAGUAUGCUUGUAGCAGUUUUCCGGCCUGUGAACUAAUGAGAUGAGUCUUCCUUUGCAUUUGGUGACCUUCUAAUCUUCUCAAUUAAUAUAUUUGAAUAAGUCGCGUUGAAUUUUGAAAGUCUAUCAUUUGUGUAAAUUGGAUCGUUGAAUGUAAAUAUUCAGUUACCGCGUAUGUUAUUGUUGUGUUAUUAGAUUUUACAAUGAUAAUGUCAUAUAAUAGUUAUAUUAUGGGACUAUUUAAGUAAUAAUUAUUAAGUAAGGUGCGCUAGCUUUCUUGAGUUUAGUAUAAUUAACAUAAGCGAAAUAUACAUAUGCAUGCAUGUUAACUUCCGAAUAA
This is a messenger RNA of Plodia interpunctella (Indianmeal moth), 2868 nucleotides long. RefSeq names its product RAB3 GTPase activating protein subunit 1 (gene Rab3GAP1). The coding region runs from base 82 to 2544 and encodes 820 amino acids. NCBI's taxonomy places the organism in Eukaryota, Metazoa, Arthropoda, Insecta, Lepidoptera, Pyralidae. Gene Ontology annotation, biological process: positive regulation of GTPase activity. Gene Ontology annotation, molecular function: GTPase activator activity. The record is from RefSeq and is a predicted model, not a curated record. The transcript is spliced from 4 exons.